GUCGACAAGUAGAUUAUUGCUACUGUAAUAUCAACAGAUUGAAUCAUUGUCAACAGCGUUGAGGUCGCAAUAGCAACACUCCCCAUCGACGACCACCUCGCCAAGCUUCACCAAAAGCCGACGAGAUCAUUGGGGAAAGAACGAUCCUCGUUGCUUAUCCUUCUCAUUUCCGAACCAUCCGAAUCUCAUUCGAAACAUGCUGUUGUGAACACGGCGACAGGAAUCCGAGCAGACAGCAUCAUCCUCAUCAUCAUGGGUGACCUUAACAAGAGCAGCAGCAAGGCAGUUCGGAAGAACGCCUCCAACGCAUGCAAGGGCUGUCGAGAGAGCAAAAUUAAGUGUGAUAAUCAACAGCCUUGCAGUGGUUGCACCAAGAAAGAGAGAGAAUGUGUUUAUGACUCUCGAGAUGACAAAAGACGUGUCCAACUCCGCACUGCGGUACACAUCCUCGUCCGGAGGGUACAGCAACUCAGCCAAGUCAUUGUCGAGGCAGAAAAGGAAGUGCCUCAAUUAAGCAGCGAAGAUGCAGAGUUUCUGGACCGUGUAUUGGGCACUCUCGGUCUCUCUGAUGCUCCACCGUACGAGUCUUCCACUGCCAAAAAGAGCAGAACACCAACUCGACCACCCACUGAGCAGAACACUCCUACUUCUGCGACGUCACAACUACCACCAGCAGGUCCUUCGAUGUCAGUGGAAAGAGACUCGGCACUUCAGCAGGUGAUACCAAGCAACGCCAUCGCCCAACCCUAUUCUCAGUCAGACUUCGAUAAUGCUGCAGGAGUGUGGGCCAGUAUGAAUCCACAAGCAACGACUCAAUCUCCAGGAAGUAGUAUGAUGCUAGGCGAAGAUCAUAUCUCGCCAGACUGGCCCUUUCCGUCAUUGGACAAUAUGCUCAACUUCGACCUCUUCGACCCUAGUGACCUAUCCUUGCAGUUCUUGACAGUACCGCCAGCAGAUGCUCCACUCUCAUCGAUUCCGCAACGGGCAUUUUCUCCAGUCCGCCAGAUCGAACAGACAGCACAUCAACCAGAAGACAAUACAUCAAACUCAGGAGAUGAAGAAAACACAGAAUUGGUCAACCAAUUGUCUGCUCGUUUAGGCUCUCUACGUUUGGCACCAGAUGGGAAGUUGAGAUACUUCGGCACGGCGUCGAAUCUGCAUCUUAUAGACAACCAAAACAAAUCUGGCGAGAACUUCAUGUUGCAUACACCGUCACGGGUUAAUAUACAACGUCUGCUCGAGGUCGCUGAUCUGAGUCAAGCUGUUGACAUGCAGCUUGAAGACCAUUUACUGCGACUGUUUUUCACAUGGCACAACCCCAGCAGUUAUAUCGUGGAUGAAGAGGUCUUCUACAUGGCCAGACAGAGUUGGUUCAACACCGGUGUCCAGAAUAGCUAUUACAACGAUGUAUUGAAAGAUGCAAUGUGUGCGAUAGGUGCUUCCUUCGGCAGCCACUCACAGUUCAGUCUCAUCACAUAUCCAAGGUCGAUGCCUCAGUUCUUUUCAGACCGAGCAAAAAUCUUGCUUGACUCUCACCUUGACAGUCCUUGUGUAGCAACUGUACAGGCUCUUGUGAUAUUGGCGAGCUACGAAGAGACGUGUCAGAACAUCGCACGAGGCUGGUUGUUCGGAGGGAUGGCAAUGAGAAUAGCUUUUGAUCUUGGUCUCCACGUUGACAGUACUGGAUACGUCACUCAAGGUAUCUUAACACCGGCCGAGGCACGGGCAAGGCAGGUUGCCUUCUGGGGCUGCUACGUUUCGAACCUUGGCUGGAGCUUCCACCUCGGACGACCAUUCUCGCUCGACGAUAGCGAAGUGACUGUGGCCAAACCUGACCCCCAAAAUCUACCAUCGACCACUUGGCAACCAUACACGAUGCCUUCCCUCGAAUUUGUGUCUGGCGCCACGCCACAGAAUACCUCUCAGCUCCCUGACAUCACGCCCGAGAUUUUCAGGAUGUCUCUUUACCUGUGCCAGAAUAUCGCGGCCGUCGGUCACGCUCUUUACUCGUAUACUUCGAUCUCAAAACCCGCUCUUCAAGAGUUAUGCGAGGAAACCACCACCGAACUCUUUCACUGGAAGGAAACGCUACCCCCUCAUCUUCAAAUCAACACUGCGGAUACGGAGACGGUAAAGCUGCCACAAUUGCUGAUGUUGCACAUGGAAUAUCACCAUCUUCAAAUAUUCUUGCAUCGACCAUGGACGAGUUCGCAACUACAACCGCAACCCUCGCAAGGUCCAGGUGUCCACCACGCCCGCCAUAUCUGUGCCACCUCGGCAACUGAGAUUGCUCGUCUCCUCCGCAUCUACGAGAUCCAGUACUCGUUCAAGUUCAUCAAUGUCGAGAUUAUACGAAUUCUGUCUUCGGCGGCUCUGAUCUUGAUCUUUGCGACUGUGCCUUUACCGCAUAGAGAGGUCAAUAGCGAGAUGACCCGUCAUCUGAAUACUUGUUUCAGAGCUUUGGAAGAGUUGGGCGGUAGAUACGAUUCAGCGAAGGAGACAAGGUGUACUUUGUUAGCUAUCCAGAGGAGGUGGAACGACAUGUAUGGAAAACGGACAGGACAAAAGAGAGGUGCGAGCACGAGGAAUACGGCAGGUCAAGGCAAAAGAGUAAGAGCGGCACCAUCCUAGUACGGUUGUAUAUCCAAAAACGAAGUAUCUUUCGCUUCUAUCUCAAUGCUUAGAUACAGGUCAUAAGGCACGGUCUAUCUACCGU
Molecule: messenger RNA, 2716 nt
Organism: Aureobasidium pullulans EXF-150
Lineage: Eukaryota; Fungi; Ascomycota; Dothideomycetes; Dothideales; Saccotheciaceae
Exons: 6
Coding region: 253-2631 (792 amino acids)
Biological process (GO): DNA-templated transcription; regulation of DNA-templated transcription
Molecular function (GO): DNA binding; DNA-binding transcription factor activity, RNA polymerase II-specific; zinc ion binding
Source: RefSeq, a predicted model, not a curated record